GGUGAUUGUUUCAUUGAUGAAAUAGGUUAUACAAUACAAGUCUAAUUGUUUAAAAAAAUAAUAAAAUAAUCCAAUUCGUCGGAAUUACAAAAGAAUAUUAUGAUUACGUGGAAAUAAUUCGUGUCUGUGCGACGCGUGUUAAUGUUCUGCUAAUCAAAGAAAACGUGGAUAAUGGCUGAAAAUGUUAUUCAGUGCGAUAACGAGUUUGUACAUUCCAUCAAAACACUACUCUGGGGUAAUACUAUAAAACAAGAUGUUUUUAAACGGUGGGCUCAAGGGUUCUAUUUCAGCCCAGAUGAACCUACAGCGUUGAUACAAGCAGAAGGUGGUCCGUGUGCAGUAAUAGCUCCUGUUCAAGCUUUUAUCUUAAAAGAAUUACUUUCUGAAAUCGACAUUUCAACAUGGAAAAGUAUAAAUUUGGAUACAUGUUACCAGCUAUUAGUACGAGCUUCAAUAGAAAUUUUAAAGCAAGCUGCAGGGGAGAAAGUUUCGAAGUUCUGUAUUGUGUUUAUGGAUUGUAAAUUAUCGAAUGAAGAAAAUAGAAAAAAAUGGAAGGAAAGCGUAUCAGAAGAGGCAAAUCGCGAAGAAGAGAUAAGCGCAGAAGAUAAUGGGGAUCAGGAAAAGAGUAAAGAAACAUUACUUUCGGAAGUGAAUCACGAAUGCAAAAGCAUUGAUUCUGAUUUUUUCCAUUCUCAAUUGAGGUUAUUCAUAACCAAUACAUCUGAGCAUGUAGAAGAAUUCUUUUCAGAACGAUUGGAGAUGUUAAAAGAUCGAUAUGGCGUUUUAUUGCUUCUUUAUAGCGUAAUUGUUACAAAAGGUGUCACUGAAAUCCGUUCUGAAAUGUCGGAUCCUUUGGAAUCAAUGAUUGAUUCUACAUAUGGUUAUGGAAAUCAAAGUCUUAUAAACUUGAUGCUUACUGGAAGAGCAGUCAGCCAUGUAUGGGAUCAUGAUCAAGAUAUUGGAGGCCUCAAAUUACGAGGGAUAGAUAAACAAAAUCCAGUAGGAUUUCUUGCUCUUCUUGAGCAUUUACGUUAUUGCGAAGUGGGAACUUUUCUAAAGUCUCCAUCACAUCCCAUUUGGGUGUUGGGUUCAGAAACUCAUUUGAGUGUGCUAUUCUCUACUGAAAAAAGGCUAGUCGGUCCUGAGACACCUGCAGAUCAAGCAAAGAGAGUUUUUAGAAAAUUCGAUCCUGAAGUAUACAAUUUUAUUUCUGCCAAUUUGUUACAAGAUGUUCUUGCUGAACUUGGAUUGGUCACAGAUGCAGAUUAUGUCAAUGUAAUGAGAAAAAAAUUGGACAGUGAAAAUUUGGGAAUUAUUUUGCGCGCUAAUUUUAUGGAUGAAUUCUUCCCUGAAGAAACACGUACUUGUCCAGAUACAUUUCCCUUGUACCAUUAUAAUGGUCUUCAACAUAGCAAUCCAGAAAAUAAAGUGAUCUAUCGCAAAGGCCAAGCGGUAUUGUUGGAGUGCACUAUCAAGGGUGUUAUGGAAAGUAAUCUCAUGUUAACAGUACUUCAAACAAAGUGGCCCAGAAUUGAAAUUCAGUGGGAUAACGGACAGAAUCCGAGCCUUAAUUAAUGAAUUUUGCUCAGGCUCUAUUUUUAACAACACUGUUGGAGUUCCUGUACAAGGAAACAAGUGACAAAAUUA
Molecule: messenger RNA, 1647 nt
Organism: Habropoda laboriosa
Lineage: Eukaryota; Metazoa; Arthropoda; Insecta; Hymenoptera; Apidae
Product: protein FAM188A homolog
Exons: 5
Coding region: 172-1575 (467 amino acids)
Biological process (GO): protein K48-linked deubiquitination
Molecular function (GO): cysteine-type deubiquitinase activity; K48-linked deubiquitinase activity
Source: RefSeq, a predicted model, not a curated record